Messenger RNA from Neltuma alba, 1901 nucleotides. RefSeq names its product UDP-glucuronate 4-epimerase 1. NCBI's taxonomy places the organism in Eukaryota, Viridiplantae, Streptophyta, Magnoliopsida, Fabales, Fabaceae. Bases 351 to 1646 code for a protein of 431 amino acids. The record is from RefSeq and is a predicted model, not a curated record. The transcript has a single exon.
CUCUCCUCCACUCUGGCCGUCCUUCACGCGCAUUCUUAUCGUUUCUUUGUGGGGUGACCACUAUAUAUAAUCCCUUCUCUCUAUGGGCUAUCUUAGCAGAUGCAGCGAAAUUAGUCGCCUUUUUAAAUUUUUCUUCUGCAUCUGUGUGAGCCUGUCUGGUUGUUCCUUUCUUUCUCGCCAAUCAAUCCUUUAUUCUUUCUUUCGUUUUCAAGCCAAAAAUCCAAUCGUUCCGCUUCAUCGACAACAAUACCAGAAGAGCUAGUGUUAUCUUCUCUGCUUUUUAUUUUUUUUUCCCAAUUAAGUUUUUCUUUUUCGAGUUUUUCUCCUUAUUUUUCAAACUGGGGAAGCAAAUGCCGUCAUUAGAGGAUGAUCUGUUUCCUUCUACGCCGGGCAAAUUCAAGAUCGAGAGGGCUCACACCAUGAAUCGUCAGAUGUACCGGUGUUUUGCCUCCACCAGCACCAUGUUCUUGUGGGCCCUCUUCCUUAUUGCGUUGACGGCUUCCUAUUUGAGCUUCCAGGGUUUCGUGGAUUCCGGCAGCCGCUACUUGUCGGCCUCUUGGGGAGGAAUCCAGUGGGAGAAACAGGUUCGGGACUCAGCUCAGAUCCACCGCAACGGAGGUAUGUCCGUGCUUGUCACCGGAGCUGCUGGUUUCGUCGGCACCCACGUUUCCCUCGCCCUUAAGCGACGUGGAGACGGCCUAGUUGGAAUCGACAACUUCAAUAACUACUACGAUCCUUCGUUGAAGAAAGCUCGGAAAGCGCUUCUAAAUAGUCAUGGCGUAUUCAUCGUUGAAGGGGACAUCAAUGACGCCAAGCUUCUGGCUAAGCUCUUCGACACCGUUGCCUUCACGCACGUAAUGCACUUGGCGGCUCAAGCCGGUGUUAGGUAUGCUAUGGAGAACCCACACUCCUAUGUCCACAGCAACAUCGCAGGCCUCGUCACGCUUCUGGAGGUUUGCAAAUCGGCGAAUCCUCAGCCGGCUGUUGUCUGGGCCUCCUCCAGCUCCGUCUACGGCCUGAACGAGAAGGUGCCAUUCUCGGAAUCAGAUCGGACUGACCAACCUGCUAGUCUCUACGCCGCCACCAAGAAAGCCGGCGAAGAAAUCACCCACACCUACAACCACAUCUACGGUUUGUCCAUCACCGGGUUGAGAUUCUUCACUGUAUACGGACCCUGGGGCAGACCCGAUAUGGCUUACUUCUCGUUCACUAGGAACAUCCUCCAAGGCAAACCAAUCACAAUAUAUCGCGGAAAGAAUCGGGUCGACCUGGCCCGAGAUUUCACCUACAUCGACGACAUAGUGAAGGGUUGCAUCGGAUCGCUGGACACUGCAGGGAAGAGCACCGGAUCGGGUGGCAAGAAGCGCGGACCCGCACCGUACCGAAUCUUCAACCUCGGGAACACAUCGCCGGUGACUGUACCUAAAUUAGUGAGUAUCCUUGAGAGUCACUUGAAGGUAAAGGCGAAGAGGAAGAUCGUGGACAUGCCCGGAAACGGCGACGUUCCGUUCACACACGCCAACAUCAGCUCGGCCCGAAGAGAACUCGGGUACAAGCCAACAACCGAUUUGCAAACCGGGUUGAAAAAGUUCGCGAAGUGGUAUCUUUCUUAUUAUGGCUACAAUCACGGCAAAUCUGUAAAUUAAUUAUAUAUUUUUUCCUCGUAGUCUUCUAGAGUUUUCUGUCAUUGGGAAAAAAAAAAAAAAAAAAGAACGAAGGAAGAAACAAGAUUUGGAAAAGAAGAAAGAAGGAAUACAUUCUUUACUUAAUUAACAGAGCAGCAAAAAGAAGCUGGUGCUCUCUCUCUCUCAGUUGUAAGUUCUGGAUUUUGUAUUAUUAUUUUUGGAUUUCACAUUUUCAUCGCAAGUUAAUGGAAAAGCUCAAGCUUGAUUUCUCCUCUA